Molecule: messenger RNA, 1347 nt
Organism: Desarmillaria tabescens
Lineage: Eukaryota; Fungi; Basidiomycota; Agaricomycetes; Agaricales; Physalacriaceae
Product: fatty acid desaturase-domain-containing protein
Exons: 14
Coding region: 1-1347 (448 amino acids)
Biological process (GO): lipid metabolic process
Molecular function (GO): oxidoreductase activity
Source: RefSeq, a predicted model, not a curated record
AUGGAUAGCCCGGAAUACCUCGAGAGGCGCAAGACACCGUUCUCACCUCCUACGGUCACGCUCAAGGAAAUCCACGAUGCCGUCCCGAAGCAUCUUCUCAAAGGCAACCCCGUCCUGGCGACGCUGUAUGUCCUCCGCGACAUAUCCUUCACUCUCCUGCUCUUCAAACUCGCCUCCCGGAUCAGCGACGUCGAAGCCUACUUAACCAGCCCAGUACUCGGUAUCCUCGUCAAGUCCUUCUUGUGGCUUGCAUACUGGUGGGUCCAGGGACUAGUAUGGGCUGGGAUAUUCUGCCUCGGACACGAUGCGGGGCACGGUACGCUUUAUCGAUCCACGAGGGUGAACAAUCUUGUAGGCUUCGUGCUGCAUACGGCUCUACUGAUUCCUUACUACGCAUGGCGCGCUACACACCAUGCACAUCAUAAAGCGACCUCCUCCAUGGAACGCGAUGAGAACUACGUUCCCUACCUCCGGAGCGAUUACGGGCUACCCUCCAAGGAAAAGGCAAGGCAGUUUGAUUACGACGAGGUCUUUGAGGAGACACCGAUCUAUACGCUCUCGAGGAUGCUCAUCAUGCAGGGCCUUGGAUGGUGGGUGUACCUAGCGAAGAACACCAUGGGAUCUAAAAUGUAUUCCUCUGGGACUAACCAUUUUGAUCCUGAUUCACCGCUGUUCAAGCCUGAACAAAGAAAUGCUAUCAUCAUUUCUGACAUUGGCUUGAUCGCCAUGGUCCUCCUCCUCACCUACGCCGGGCCCGGUUUUUUCUUCAAGUACUACUUGGUUCCCUACCUACUGACGAAUCACUGGUCUGUCUCUCCGACCCUUCAUCUAUCCACUGUACCGUCUAUUUCUCAUCCAUCCCGCGUCAUGAUUAUUCAUUCAAUUCAUCGCUUUCCAGUAAUGUUCACGUACCUCCAUCACUCUGAUCCCACUAUACCGCAUUAUAGAAAGGCGGAAUGGUCCUUCCUCCGCGGUGCGGCGGCGACGGUUGACCGACCCCUCCUAGGCUGGAUGGGAAGGUUUUUCUUCCAUAACAUCAGUCAUGAUCAUGUGGCUCAUCACUUCUUCUCGAGUGCUCCGUUCUAUAACGGCCCAGCGAUCACCCAGGUUGUCAAGAAUGUUCUCGGUGACAGCUACAACUACGAUUCGACGCCCUCAUUUUACGCGCUAUAUCGCUCAUUCACUCAAUGCCUCUUUGUCGAGGAAGAGGGCGACAUCGUUUUCUACAAGAAUAAGAACGGGGAAGCGGCCCGAGAGGUUGCGUAUGAUGCUGUCAAGAGGAUCAGAGUAGACGGCUGGAAUCCUGUCGCCCAAGAUGAGCUAGACGAAAAGAAUAAAGAAGAGUAA